AUCGCCCUGGACCCGGUCAGCCUGUGGUGGGUGGCCCUGGCCGUCGUGUGCAGCCUCGUGCUCGGCAGCCUGAACAGCUGCGCCGCCCGCAGCCUCAUCCAGUUCGUGACGCCGCGCCGCAAGCCGGAUCGGUGGGCGUGGGUGCUCUACGCCGGCGACCGGCUCUGGCAUCAGCGUCUGGUGUUGGGUCACUUGCGGUCGCGGGCACCGAAUCCGGUUGAGCCUCUGAGGCUCGUCAUAUGUACUCCAGAUGGCGACGUGUACGACGAGGACUACUCGGGCCAGUCCGCCGACAUUGCCGCGGUCCGCUUCUGCUCAGGCCGCGGUCGGCCUCCUGGCAUCGCGGCGGCGGACAGUUACCGGUCCAGGCGGGCCCCGACAGCUGCGGAGGUGACCGCCUUCGACACUGCGGGCGAGACCUACGCGGCGGCGGUGCUCGCGGCCGAGGCGGCCGCGGUCGGGCAGGCCUUCGCGGCUCCUGCUGCCGGAUGCUUGGUGCCCCUCGCCGCGGGAGGCGGCCCCGCUGGCGCGCCCGCGGCGGCAGGUGCCGCGCCCGGCGCCCAGCCCGCGGCUGCGGCCGGCGCGGCACCGCCGGCGCCCGUGGCUGGUGUCGCCGGCGCAGCCGCCGCCCAAUGGCGUGGUGAUCCAGUCGCGCUCCUGGCGAACGCCAUCGUGCACGGCGAGCUCGCCAUCAUGCAGGCGCCCGGCGGACUCAGCGUCGUCGUCAGGAACAUCCAGGCCAUGGACGCGACGGAGUACGCGGCCUUGGAGGCUGUGCGGGACCCGCGCAUCUUGGACGGCUCGGCCUACGUCUUGGCCCGGCCUCGCGGCGGCUGGAGCGACGUGUGCAAGGAGCUCGUGGAGACCGCCUACCCCUCGUGGACGGUGCCAGGGCCUCGCACGGUGAAGUGGUGUGCGGAGUGGCUCGACAGGCGUUCGACUGCACCCGUGGCGCACCAUCGGCAGUUCGUGAGCGUGUUCGGGCUGAAGCCAGACUCGUGGGGGGUGGAGAUCCACGGCACCGCGCUGCGCGUGCUGGAGGAGGCUGCCGUGUACGACGGUGUGAAUAUCUGCGAUAUGGCGGGCAUCGAGUCGCUCAUGCGCAAGGCUCAGCUCUCUGAGUACGUCUAUUGGAUGGACUCCAUGGGGGCCGCCGAGAAGGCAGGGAAGGACAGGAAGCCCAACGCUUCGACGGCGACGUUCGUCGGCCUCAUGGAUGAGGCGGCCAGUUUCUCCGGCCUCAACAAGGACACGGGUUCGGCCAUGGUGUGUCCGGCUUUGCUGGAUCACGUGGCUCGUGAAGUAGAAAAGGAUGCCGCGAUUUUGAAGCAAGUUCGGAAAGCCAAGGAGGAGCGCGCGGCGCUCCUCAAGAAGCAAAGAUGA
Molecule: messenger RNA, 1383 nt
Organism: Prorocentrum cordatum
Lineage: Eukaryota; Dinophyceae; Prorocentrales; Prorocentraceae
Source: the annotation of a GenBank genome assembly